This is a messenger RNA of Homalodisca vitripennis (glassy-winged sharpshooter), 782 nucleotides long. Its product is annotated as pre-mRNA-processing protein prp40-like. Bases 189 to 755 code for a protein of 188 amino acids. NCBI's taxonomy places the organism in Eukaryota, Metazoa, Arthropoda, Insecta, Hemiptera, Cicadellidae. The record is from RefSeq and is a predicted model, not a curated record. The transcript is spliced from 5 exons. Gene Ontology annotation, molecular function: protein binding.
GAAAAGAAUCGUUAACGUGUUCUCUAAAAUCACUGUGCUGUGAUUUUUUUUUCACUGUAAAAAAUAACAGUUCUGUUAGACCUAUUUAGAUUCCCAUCAUGCUAUUAUGUUGAGUGUUGUCUGUUGUGUUGUGUUGUGGUUAAGACUUUUACGAGGUGUUGAGAGCGGUAUUUGAGAGGGUUGUACUUAUGAUCAGAAAUUUAAUGAGCAGCUCAAGUAAAACAACUUCUCCUAUUUGGGCAAAGGAAAUGUCAACCAAGAGAAACCAGCCAUACUAUUAUAACAUCAUAACCAAAGAGUCAGUGUGGGAGAAACCAGAAGGCUGCGAAAUAAUAGAUAAGACCCAACAGACACCUGUGAAAGAAGAUAUAGUACAACCAUCGGAAGAGGAUUCCGAUAAUGAUGAUCUGGUGAAGUAUGUUAAAAAUCCAGAAGCAAUAAAAAACACAGUAAAUUUAAGUGAAAUGGCGAGGAAUAUUUUAGAGGAAAUGGUAGAAAUGAAGAGAAAAGAGUUAAAUUUAAAAAAAGCAAAGAACCAAAAUAACAAAGAUGAAGAAAGUAAACAAAAUUCCGAAGUUCAUAAAAAAGCUGCCACUGAUGAAGUUGAACCCCGUUGCUCAAGAGAUAACCGAACUCAAGAUCAUCUUGAAGGAACAAAUGUUAACUUUCAACGGAAACGAAAGUUAUCUUCUAGCACAGGUAUUAACUUAGUUCAUCAUUUCAAACUGAGAGUGAUAAAUUGCUACAUUUUUUAGUAAAUAAUGAAAUAUAUUUAUUAGCUC